AUGCAUCCUGGGUCUGACCCAAUGGGUGCGCCUCCCAGCUUUGCGCAGCGGAGGCCUCAUGCUGCUCAGUUGGGUAGCUUCGAACUUCCACCUCCGCCAAUGCACAAAUAUCCGUUCACUAACCACGGUACCGUCUCGCAGUCGUCACAGGCGCCAACAACUAUCGCUAGUGUUGGCAACCUUCUCACACCGCCGAGCACUGUCCACGGCGACGUGAUAAGCCCUUCGUCUGGAGUGUCGACAAGCGGCGCAGCCUCAACAACGAUGGCCUACCCCCAGAACUACAACCACAUCUACUCUCCACCUACACAACAGCCAUCGUACGGUUACCAACACACACAGUCUCAGCAAAACCAAUAUAGUCAGCAAAGCCGAGGUAAGUUUUCUCUACUGCGCGGAGAUUAUCAGCUGGGCCACCAAGACUUACACCACAAAGGGCUGAACCCACCGCCCUAUGAGAUGAACAACCAACUGCCACCAUUUACGCCAUCAUCUAGCACAUCGCAUAUGCCGUCGAUGCCUGCCCACCACCACCAGCCUCACCAUAUGCUAGGCGCACAAACGCCUGUAUCAUCAUCAGCACCUCACCAGUCGCCAGCAUUGCCACAGGACACUUUCAGGCCACCACACCCUCCUACACCAACUUACAAUUACCAGCCAUCGGGAACGCCUCAGCAUUCAAACUUCCCAUAUUCGACCGGGCCAUCGCCGAUUCAGCAGCAUAGCCAGAGCCCGAUCAGCGCAGGGGGCUCCAUGUCCAGAAUGUCGCCAGCGGUGUCGCAGGGGCAGAUGCCUACUGUACCAUCGAAUAACCCAGCGCAACCCCCGUCCUACUACCAACGACCACCGCCAUCAGCAUAUGCGCCAGGACCAGCUCCUGUCUUUUCAAACGUUCAAAACCCAAACGGCGGGCUGGCCUUGGUUGGUGUACACCCCGGAAUGAUGCCUAGUUUCAACAGCGGGCACGCAGCCCAGAUGCCUCACUUUAUGCAAGGCCACAACCCUCACCAGCAGGCGGCUUCGAAUGACCGACCAUUCAAGUGCGACCAGUGCCCGCAGAGUUUUAACCGCAACCACGACUUGAAGCGGCACAAGAGGAUCCACUUGGCAGUCAAGCCUUUCCCUUGUACCCACUGCGACAAGAGCUUCUCGAGAAAAGAUGCUUUGAAGCGCCAUAUUCUUGUCAAAGGCUGCGGCAAGGCUGCUGCGAACAGCGAUGACACGAAGCGAGAAAGCCACUCGCCCAAGUCGGAAGCUGUCGAGUCGAAGGCACACCAUUAG
Boeremia exigua is the source of this 1281-nucleotide messenger RNA. RefSeq lists its product as uncharacterized. Gene Ontology annotation, cellular component: nucleus. The transcript has 2 exons. The coding region runs from base 1 to 1281 and encodes 426 amino acids. Lineage: Eukaryota; Fungi; Ascomycota; Dothideomycetes; Pleosporales; Didymellaceae. The record is from RefSeq and is a predicted model, not a curated record.